Molecule: messenger RNA, 4732 nt
Organism: Mercenaria mercenaria
Lineage: Eukaryota; Metazoa; Mollusca; Bivalvia; Venerida; Veneridae
Product: myeloperoxidase-like
Exons: 17
Coding region: 116-2485 (789 amino acids)
Biological process (GO): response to oxidative stress
Molecular function (GO): peroxidase activity; heme binding
Source: RefSeq, a predicted model, not a curated record
AUCACGUGACUCUUGAAAUAAAAUAUAAAACAGCUGGCAGUAUGUCUGAAUAUUCAUAUGUUGAGGGUAUCGUUUGUAUUAAUGAGUGAUAGUUGACGUUUCAGCUUGUUGAAAUAUGCAGGCUAGUUUGGUCAUCUUACUUGCUAUAGCUGCAUUACAUGUUGCUGACACAUAUGCAUCGGCGGAGUUGGAUACGGGUUUAAGGCAGCGCACACCUUCAGUACGUGAAGUGGAAGCCGCUGUUGAGAAAGCAAGGGAGAUCAACCUUCUGAAGAGAGGAAUUAACUCAAUAGAAAGAAACUAUACUGGCCGAAGCGUCUCGAGAUGCCCUCUGUCUUUGCAUCACGGAACACGCCAACUGAGCGACGCAAAGAUAAGCACCAGAGCGAAUGAUGCCUUACUGGCAGUGCGAACUUUGAUGAUCGACGGUGGAUACAGUCUGGCAGAUUUACAGCACGAUUCUGUUCGGGAUGUUUUCAAGCGUGUGAACGGUUUGAGUUGUGACGUCCCUCGACCCAGCAAUUGCGAUUUCAAGAGCAAGUACAGAAAUGCAGACGGGUCAUGUAACAACAGGCGCAAUCCGGAAUGGGGGAUGGCCGGAAGUGUACAACGGAGAGUUUUAUCAAACGAUUACGAUGACAAUCUUGGUUCACCAAGAACAAAAGGCCUUAGAGGCCGUUCACUGCCAAAUCCCAGAACCGUGAGUAACAGUGUUCACUGUAGUCCAUCCUUCCAGGAGACUCGGAGCGACAGACUUACUUUACAUGUAAUGGGGUUCGGACAGUUCUUAGAUCAUGACAUUGCUCGAACGCCUGAGACAGAUCUAGAGAUGGAGGAGAACUGUUGCGAUACAAACUUGAGAGGAGAUAUUGACAAGUGUUUCAAUAUCAUUAUGCCGCAGUUCGGCCUCGAAUUUUCCUCCUCCAUAUUUGUACCUGGGUAUUGUAUGGAAGUCAGGCGAUCAGCGCCCGUGUUCUGUCCUGAUGCUACAUCAAACGGUGUUUCUUUAAGGCAACAGACGACCAGCCUAACGUCAUUUGUUGACGCAUCCAAUGUGUAUGGUUCAUCUGCGUCCAGGCAAGAAGAACUUCGUGAAAAUGAGAAUGGGUAUCGCUUGAAGACAGCAAUUUUUGGUAACCAGGAACGACUGCCCAAUGGUCCCAGUGAUACUUGUACUUUGACAAAUUCUUCUCAGGAUUGCUCCGCAGCAGGUGACGGCAGGGUCAAUGAAGUGCCAACUCUGACAUCUUAUCAUUUUCUCUUCGUAAAAGAGCACAACCGAAUUGCGGACACAAUAAAAGAAUUUUACGACAAUGAUGAAACAAUCUUUCAAGAAACAAGACGAAUACUGAUCGCGAUCAUGCAGAAGAUUGUUUAUGACGAAUUUCUGCCUUCAUUCUUCUCACAGAAAGGAUUGAGCGAGUACAAACUGCAAAGUUCAGCUAAUUACGUAUACAAUCCUGACACUGAUCCAACGAUGUUGAACGCAUUCGGCAUUGCUUACAGAGUUGGACAUUCAUGGAUAUCACAACGAAUGCGCCUAUUCAGUAGAUCCCUUACCCUAAUCCACACUCCAGGCUUUACCAGGAAAACAGAGAACACCUUUAAUAAUCCAGACAUGACAUAUUUACCAAAUGGAUUUGAAAGGCUUGCCUACUACUUGUCUGGGACCCAAUCGCCAGAGACUGACAGCAUUAUUGAAGAAGCCGUACGAAGCCGGCUGUUUUUAGAUACAGACAAUAACAUAGCAUUUGAUCUUGCGGCACUCAACAUUCAAAGAGGACGGGACCAUGGACUUCCGUCCUACAACAAAUACAGGAAGUGGUGCGGAUUGUCUUCUGUUGGUAGAAAAUGGGCAUAUGAUGGCAAUUCUGGUCUCAUUGAUCACACAUAUCGUGCACGACAAAUGUUAAAAGGUGCUGGUUAUAAAUCACCACGUGAUAUCGACCUGUUUGUCGGCGGACUAACGGAGACUCCACUAAGCGGCGGAAAUCUUGGACCUACGUUUGAGUGUAUAAUAGGGCGGCAGUUCCAACGACUGAAAUUCGGCGACAGACUUUGGUACCAGAACAAAGAUGCUGGAUUCACAAACGAUCAAAUUGCAGCUAUUCAAGGAUAUUCAUUAUCCAAAGUUCUUUGCAACAACUACAACUUCGAAAAAGUCCACUUUCCGAGUGCAUUUGAAUCACGAUCACCUGGAGGAGGAAAUGGCGGAUACCAGGGAAGUUGGUGGAAUUCGGGAAAUUGGGGAAAUUCGGGAAAUUGGACAGAUUGGGGAAACUACAAUCCUUCUAAUUACUGGUAUGAUGAUAUAGGAACAAAUGGCAGGACAACUCUAACAUCUUGCGGCGACAUUCCCGAUCUUGAUCUUUCUGCAUUCGAACCAAAAUUUUAUAAGAAAACAAUGGAGACAGAUGAGCUUGAAAACAACGUUGACAUUAAGGAAAAACUAGAACGAAUGCUUGACGAGAUAGGGAAAAUAUGACACUACACAAACAUUGAAAAUGACUUAAACCCAAAUGUAAACAACGCUAACUGUCCAUCUUAUUCUAUGUACUAUGUAUGAUCGUUUAUAAUGUGUCAUCAUUGUCCAUGUACUUGUUUCAAGAUUUUGUCUACGUUUCUGAGUGGUUUUCUAAUGCUGCACUUUUAACCGCUGUAUAAUACAUACGUCAAGUAAAAUAGCUCUUCGUCAAAAAUGUAGUCACCAUAUUUGUUUUGUAGGAUUUUGUUUGAGUUUCAUUUGGGCGAUUUUGUAAACAUUUCAGUACUGAAAGAAAACACCUUUACUUUUUUUUUGUUAAUUUAACUUACAAUUUCUAUACUUCCUUAAAUAUGAAAUGUUUUACGAUUACCUACGUUAUUCGUGUUUUAAAUUAAGAUAAUUCUAUUUUCGUCAUCUGGUAAAAAUAAAUACGUUCAUUUAAAGCGUCACUUCAAAGGAGUUUUGUUUAAAUACUGAUUGAAUCUUAUGACAAAUAUGUCGGUAAUUAUGCUGAAAAUUUAAAUGCAUGGUACAAGUGUAUAAUAUUCCAUUUUUAACUAUUUCAUUUUUAACUGUAUUGAUGUGGUUUGUAUGAUCCUUAAAUGUAUAUUCAGAUUUAUCUAAAUUACAAACUGUCAAAUAGUGUCUUUGUGAAAUUUUCCACACAUUUUUUCAUACAUUAAAAGCUAAACUUUUAAAUGGACUAUGUUGGCAUUUUUAUGAAACGGAUUUUAUAUUUGAAAGCUGCGCACCUCAAGAUCUCAAGAUUUGUGUCAUUUUUUUUCUCGAAAAUUGAAAAAUGCCUUCAGUAUUUGGUAAUUACAAUAAAAAGUAAAUAUAAAGUAAUUAUGUGCAUUUUAGGAUUUUUUUUUAUCUUUACAGAACACCUUUUAACACUUAGCCUGCUUGCAGCAAGUGUUUCUGCAUUUGCGACCAGUGCAGACCAAGAUCAGCAUGCACAUCCGUGCAGCCUGAUCAUGGUCUCUACAGUUCGCCAUUCAGUCAGUAUCAUUUUGGUAAGCACCCCUUUUAACAUUUGAUGGUACUGUCCAAAUUGAAAAAUGGACAAGCUCAUUUAAGGAAUUUAGAAGGGUAAGGGUGAAUCAAUAAAACAUGUAGCCAACUCUCAGAAACGUUAGUCACGCUACUAAAAUUUGAUACAAAACCGGAGAAAUUUAGCUGUACUUUUAUUAUGAUUCAUAUUAAAUUAUCUACUUAAACAGUACUUGUUAUACAUGUCAUGACUGUUGUAUUUAUAUUUUGUAUAAGUUUUAAUACAAAAUCAAAAUUAUUUUCAUUAUCAAUAGCUCAUGCAUUGAAAAGUGUGAUAGCGGGGAUAGUAAAAAAAAUACAGAUAAAUAUAAGACGUGCCAUGAGAAAACCAACACAGUGGCUUUGCGACCAGCAUGGAUCCAGACCAGCCUGCGCAUCCGCGCAGUCUGGCCAAGAUCCAUACUGUUCGUUAACGGUUUCUCUAAUUGCAAUAGGCUUUGAAAGCAAACAGCAUGGAUCCUGACCAGACUGCGCGGAUGCGCAGGCUGGUCUAUGCUGGUCGCAAAGCCACUAUGUUGGUUUUCCCAUGGCCCCAUGGCACGGUUCAGAUAUCUUUUCUGUCCAUAUUAGUUCUUUAUUUCAUUCCGGCAAGUUACAUUGGCAGGCAUGUAGUUGAAAAAAGUUAGAAAUUAUUAUACUAACCUACUUACACGAAACCAUAAGCUUUAUACUAACAUGACUGUUACCAAUAGUUAAUAUUUACUUGGUCAUCUCUUAUAAUAGUUGUUGUUUGUAAAUAUGUUAUGCUUGUACGUAUUAACAAGUAUAUGACUGAUAGUUAAUGGGUCAGGGGCUUAAGUUACAAUAAAGAUUUUAUUUGAUUUUUAAUUUGAAAAAACAAAUAUGUUUCUCUUGAAAUAUUUCAGAUUUGUCAACGUAACUAAUCAUGGUUAAAAAAUGGUUACGGCUUAUAAUAUUUGUUGUUUGUAAAUAUGUUAUGCUUGUACGUAUUACCAUGUAUAUGACUGAUUUUUUAUAGGUCAGAGGUUUAAGCUACAAUAAAGAUUUUAUUUGAUUUUUAAUUUGAAAAAACAAAUAUGUUUCUCUUGAAAAAAUUCAGAUUUGUCAACCUAACUAAUCAUGGUUGAAAAAUGGUUACGGUUUAAGCAAUAUCUCAAACAUAAGACAGAAAGAGUUGUGUUUUAUAUGAAAAUUGGACAUAAAAUAAAAUAUGCUUAUUACGCUUCAAAAGAA